AUGAGCCUCUCCAAACUCGCAGAGUUUGGCACUCGCCAUGUGGCGCGAGGAAUCGGUCGCCUCAUGACCGAGGUGAUCGAAAGUGGCUCCGGCAGCUAUGUAACCACGACGAGCGGGCGGAAGAUGCUCGACUUCACCUGCGGCAUUGGCGUCGCCAAUCUCGGUCACUGCCAUCCCGCCGUGACCAAGGCCGCCCAGGCCCAAGUCGGCAAGAUAGUGCACGCUCAAGUCAAUAUUGCCUUCCAAAAGCCGUAUCUCGAGCUCGUCCAGUCCCUCAUACCGCUCAUGCCACACAAGUCACUGGAUACCUUCUUCUUCUGGAAUUCGGGCUCCGAGGCAGUCGAAGCGGCGGUCAAGCUUGCACGACAUGCCACCAAGAAGCCCAAUGUCAUCGUCAUGCAAGGUUCAUAUCACGGACGCACAUUCGGGGCCAUGGCCAUGACGCGGUCCAAAACCAUCUACGGCGAGAACUACUCGCCGCUUAUGCCCGGAGUGUUUGCCGUUCCCUUCCCCUACUGCGCGCAGUGUUCGAUUGCGAAACGGAGUGACGGCAAGUACAACGCCGAAAACUGCUGUAUGGAUCCCGUCGAACAGCUUGAACUCCUCCUCAAGCGCGAGACUGCCCCGUCAGACACGGCGGCAAUCUUCAUCGAGCCUGUGCUUGGAGAAGGUGGCUACGUCCCGGUGGUGCCAGCCUACCUGAAACGGGUGCGCGAGAUCUGUGAUAAGCACAACAUCCUUCUCGUAGUAGACGAGGUACAGUCGGGGUUCGGCCGGACGGGCAAGAUGUUUGCCAUCGAGCACUACGACGUUGUGCCAGACAUCAUGGUCAUCGCCAAGGGCAUUGCGAAUGGCUUCCCAUUGUCGGGCAUCGUUUCAAGGAAGGAACUGAUGGAUAAGCAACCGCCUGGCUCCAUGGGCGGCACCUAUGCUGGCAAUGCCGUUUCGUGUGCCGCCGGCGUUGCUGUGGUAAAAGCGUUCGAGGACGAAAAAAUUCUGGAUAAUGUCAGUGUGCGAGGGAAGGAAAUGAUGGACAUGCUGAAGGGGGCCAAAUCUGACUUCCCUCAUGUCAUUCACGACGUCAGGGGAUUGGGCCUUAUGCUGGCUGUUGAGUUCGCGGGAGGCAAAGGCUUUGGAUCCAAAGUGCAAGCCAAAUGCUUGGAGAAGGAUCUGCUGAUUCUGACCACCUCGAUUUACGACACCUUGCGGUUCAUUCCACCCUUGAACAUCAGCAAGGAGGAUAUGGACAAGGGUUGCGCUAUCAUUCGACAGGCAAUCGAGGAGGUAGCGGCUGGUGAGCGUCCUGCGGAGACUCAAACCAAAGGUCAGGCUCCAGAAUAG
Molecule: messenger RNA, 1341 nt
Organism: Capronia epimyces CBS 606.96
Lineage: Eukaryota; Fungi; Ascomycota; Eurotiomycetes; Chaetothyriales; Herpotrichiellaceae
Product: 4-aminobutyrate aminotransferase
Exons: 1
Coding region: 1-1341 (446 amino acids)
Molecular function (GO): transaminase activity; identical protein binding; pyridoxal phosphate binding
Source: RefSeq, a predicted model, not a curated record